AUUUAUAUACUUUCAGUAUAAAUAAUUUUUUUUCGAUUCAUUAGUUUACAUUUCAGUAUAAUUCAAUUAGAUUUUUACAAGGAAAAUAAACAAAAAUAAACAGAUCAGCAUAAAGCUUUCCUUGUCUAAUACUCUUGUUUGGUUAUUGUUAUCCGUUUUAAAGUUCGGCAAAAUUUUCGUUUGAAAAUUAAUGUUUAUACCAAAUAUAUGCAAUUAGUGCUAACUAACUGACCGCAAAAAUUAUUUGUACACCAACUCCGCAAUUAACUAUUCGAUCAGUCCAAAUUAUCAUGUUAAAUUAUUUAGAAGUUCUUCCAUUCCCUUUUAUCCAUUUUGUAAUUUGUUCUUCGCGCCCAAUCUAACUUUUGAAUAAAGUCAACCUCUUUUAUUAUUUACCUCAACUUUACUUACAUUCCUUUUGUUAUUAUGAGCAAAUUCAAGAAGGGGUUGACUGUAGACCGUGACGUUGGAGACCCGAUGCGUCGACCUCGUCCUGUCUCACAAGAAGGGUAUUAUUAUCCAGAAGAACAUUUUAAUGACAAACACUUUUUACACCCAAACUCUAAACGUCAGCCGAUGCGUCAAUAUGGCUCUUCCGCUUCUUUAGAAGUGCGUCAUGAGCAAAAUCGUCGGCAAAGAGAACAAGAGUUUUUUAAUUCACCAUCUGGUACACCCAAACCGGCGACUUUUGAAAAUUCACGAAAUACACCAGUAAUGCAAGCGUCAGCUUAUUAUCAGCAGCCUACUAAGCAGACAAGUGAUUAUCAUAGUCGUCGUAUUCCGAACUCCAGGGAAGUUCCGCGAUCCGUACCAAAUACAAAUUUACACGGCAUUAAUACCUCCAACACUCACUUGGGCUCCAAUCAAAAUUCUUACCAUUCCAACUCUCCAGGUUAUUUAGCACCUCAGUCUCAUCUAUCAAAUAAUUCGCGUGCCCCUUCUCCACAACAUCAAAUACCUCCAUCAAAUUAUUCACAGCCGAUUCGAAAAAAUUCUACUGGACAAUUUUCACAAAAUUCUAUGAAUUUGCAAAGGCCUUCACAAGAAUCACUUGCAAAACCAUUUGUUGCGAAUUCUCGCGGCACAGAACAAUAUCAAAAGUUACAUAUUCCUCCAGGUCAUAGGGAACUAUCACAUCAAUAUAAUCAUUAUUCGUCCAACAAUCAAAAUAAAACCAGAGAAGCUCCAAUUGUAGAUAGUAACCACACUCAAAGUAGAACUAGAGAAGUUCCAAUUGUAGAUAGUAACCACACUCAAAGUAGAACUAGAGAAGUUCCAAAUUUAGAUAAUAACUACACUCAAAAUAAAACCAGGGAAGCUCCAAUUGUAGAAAGUAAUAAUACUCCGCGUUUAAAUCUGCCUGAUCCUGUUACGAUAGAAGAUUAUAUUUCACAAGCAAUUAAAUAUCAUGAAGAUGAUCAACUUGCAAAGUCAACGGAAUAUUUAAGAAUAGCUGCAGAAAGAGGUUCUGCUGUCGGAAAAGUUCUAUAUGGGAUAGCUUUAAGACAUGGAUGGGGAUGUAAAGUAAAUGAAGCAUUAGCGUUCAAUCAUCUUCAACAAGCUGCAGAAUCUGCGAUAACUAUCCUGAAUGGUAUUAAUAAAACGGUUAGUAUGUCGGCAUUUAGAGGAGAAUUGGUUUUAGCGAUUUAUGAAUUAGGUGUAUGUUUCCGACAUGGUUGGGGAGUUAUAAAAGCUAAAGCAACAGCCGCACACUAUUUUGAAAUAGCAGCUAACAUGGGUGACCCUGAUGCACAAAAUGAUAUAGCAUAUUGUUAUUCCAAGGGAGACGGGGUGAAGAAAGAUAUGAAAAAGGCUGCCAAAUAUUACAGGAUGGCAGAAGCACAAGGUCAUGGCACGUUGGGCAAUUCUUGGAUUUACAAAGAAAAGUAUAAUGAUAAUAAAUAAUAAUUAAUCAUUUUGUUGUGAAUUUCCGUGACUGGAAUUUUAUCCUCUUGAUCGAGGCUGGAAGAACAAAAUUUGUCGUGGACAUUUUUACUAUUAUUCUAAUAUUUACUUUCUUUAUUUUACCUUUCUUGAUGUAUAUAAUUAUUAUUACUAUUCUUUUUUUUAAAAAAAUCAUUAUUUGUAGAGGGUGGGGGAGUUUUUUGAGAAAACUAGAAUUUUAAAUUUAUAAUUUAUAGAUGUAACAUAAUAUUUAUUGUUAUAUCAUAUUUAGGUAUAAUCCAAUCAAAAUUAAUGGACAGGUUUAUUUAAUUUAUUCAUUUAUUUUAUUCGUAUUACUUCUUAUCUGAUAUUAUCUAUUUUUAAAAAAAAAGUUUUUUUUGAAAAAUCUCGGUUCAUUGAAUGAACAGAGAAGUAAAAAUUUGUAUAUCUUUUAUUUGCAUAAUUUAAUUUUUAUAAUUGUGAAUAUAUUAAAUGACGUUAGUCGC
Rhizophagus irregularis DAOM 181602=DAOM 197198 is the source of this 2390-nucleotide messenger RNA. RefSeq lists its product as uncharacterized. Gene Ontology annotation, molecular function: protein binding. Gene Ontology annotation, cellular component: cell division site. NCBI's taxonomy places the organism in Eukaryota, Fungi, Glomeromycota, Glomeromycetes, Glomerales, Glomeraceae. Gene Ontology annotation, biological process: negative regulation of G2/M transition of mitotic cell cycle. The record is from RefSeq and is a predicted model, not a curated record.